CGCUUAGUGAGCAUUAAGAAGCAUGGAGUAGAGGAGUGUCAAUACCCAUUACAUUUUCACAGCCUACUGUAUAUUUACUGCACUUUCCAUUCUCAGAGGUAAAGAACAAGACACCUUUGAUUUGAUCAAUUCUACAUUGUCUCAUCAACAAGUUAUAUCUCAUGGAUUCCCACAGAGGCAGUGUGAAAGACUUUGUCAACUUCAAUGCCAAGCAGGAUGCUGAGCUCCUGCACAAGGCCAUGAAAGGCAUAGGCACUGAUGAGGGCACCAUUCUCAUGCUCCUGACAUCGCGCAGCAACAAUCAACGGCAGGAAAUCAAGGCGGCGUACAAGAAGGCCCACGGAAAGGACCUUGUGAGUGCUUUAAAGUCGGAGCUCGGAGGCUUGUUCGAGACGCUCGUUGUGGCGUUGAUGACGCCUCCCAUUUCCUAUGACGCCUCUCAACUCCACAAAGCACUCAAGGGAGCGGGGACUGAUGACGACGUGCUAAUUGAGAUCCUAGCGUCCAGGACCUGCGCCCAGAUUAAAGACAUCGUCAAAGUCUACAAGAAAGAGUGCGGUGGCAAGCUGGAGAAAGAUAUCACUGGUGACACCUCGGGCCACUUCCAAAAGCUUCUAGUGAUCCUUCUGCAGGGGAGCAGAGACGAAGGGGUGGAUGAAGAUAGGAUUGAGAACGACGCAAAGGAACUGUUUGCUGCUGGCGAGGGGAAGGUUGGCACAGACGUGGAGAAAUUCAUCAACAUCCUGGGAAACAGGAGCCAUGAACACCUUCGCCUAGUGUUUGACGCCUACAAGAAGCUGGCUGGCAGUGAUAUCGAGGACAGCAUUGAGGGUGAGACUACUGGAAACCUGGAGAACUUAAUGCUGGCUGUUGUGAAGUGUGCUAAGAGUGUCCCAGCCUACUUUGCGGAGUCUCUCAAUGGGUCUAUGAGGCGUGCUGGCACUGAUGACCAGACUCUGAUGAGAAUCAUGGUGUCCAGGAGUGAGACAGACAUGCUGGACAUCAGAGCCUGCUUUAAGAAGAUGUAUGGGGCCUCGCUCUACAACACCAUUCAGGACGACACCGCUGGGGACUACGGAAAGGCCCUGCUCUACCUUUGUGGAGGAAAUGACUGAGGCGCUUUUUGAUGAUGUGCAACGAUGUUGCUCUAUGAUGAUGCGUUAUGGAGCGGCAAUGGGCUGCACUUGAUACUCUCUGCCAAUUACAAUUAAUUAACACUUGACUUUAUUGGCUUCAGUUUGACGAUUGGCUUGAGAUACCACUUCACUGUAUUGGCUAUGUGUCUUGAUUGCCCACAUUCAACACAUAUUGAACUCAACAGUGUGUUCCCUGUUUUUUCUUAUAUUGUUCAAAUAAUCAGCCAAUUCUUUGACACUAAGGCUGCGUUUACACAGGCAGCCCAAUUCUGAUCUUUUUAAAGUAAUUGGUAUUUUGCCCAAUCAGAUCAGAUGUUUUGUGAAUAAUUGGGCAAAAGAUCAGAAUUGUGAUGCCUAUGUAAACACAGCCUAAUGGUCAUGUCAACCAAACUAUGCUUUGUUUUGUCGAACAAUUUCAGGGAAUAAUGAGAAUAAUAUUGUUAUAACUUUGAACUUUGAAGUUCUCUUCUUUAUUGUUACUUAAAUCAACAUGCUAUCUUACUCUAUAGUAUGUGUCUAUGGGAGUUAGAUAUACAGAUGUAGGAUCUUAAUUUGAUCAGUCUUUUGUUGCCGAGAAUUUUCCUGCAAGGCAGGAAAUACAAAGUUGUCGUGUAUUCGAGGUUUCAAAAGGUUUCUAAACUUUGUAAUUUCCAUUUUAAAAUGUCAGCCUUGAUUUGUCCUAUCAAAAAAAUAUGUAUCAACCCCAACAUUAAUUAUAAUCCACAUAUGAAUGAACAUUUCUGUUGCUACAGGAUUAUUUUCUUGCUGUAGCAAACUGACUCAAAUUAAGAUCCUACAUCUGUACAACGCUGCUGUUCAAUUAUUAAAAGGAUAAUGUCUACUA
Oncorhynchus keta (chum salmon) is the source of this 1980-nucleotide messenger RNA. Its product is annotated as annexin A5-like. The coding region runs from base 162 to 1115 and encodes 317 amino acids. The transcript has 13 exons. The record is from RefSeq and is a predicted model, not a curated record. NCBI's taxonomy places the organism in Eukaryota, Metazoa, Chordata, Actinopteri, Salmoniformes, Salmonidae. Gene Ontology annotation, biological process: negative regulation of coagulation. Gene Ontology annotation, cellular component: cytoplasm. Gene Ontology annotation, molecular function: calcium ion binding; calcium-dependent phospholipid binding.